CCCCAGUUUCCGCGCGCCUCUCUGGCAGCUGGUCACAUGGUGAGGGUGGGGGUGAGGGGGCCUCUCUAGCUCGCGGCCUGUGUCUAUGGUCCGGCCCGUAGCGUCCAGCUGCCCGGGACCGAUCCCCGGUGUAUGGCGCCGCAGGAACCGGCUCCCGGGCCCAGAUAAAGGGCCACCUCCCCAGCUCUCGGCCGGGCGUAAGCUCUGAAAGAGAGUUUGGUAUUUGAAGCCUCUGUGAUUGUGGGAGAUCCCCUGCUCCGAGAAUGGCAACCUCUCGGUAUGAACCAGUGGCUGAAAUCGGUGUCGGCGCCUAUGGGACGGUGUACAAGGCCCGGGAUCCCCACAGUGGCCACUUUGUGGCCCUCAAGAGUGUGAGAGUUCCUAACGGAGGAGGAGCUGGAGGGGGCCUUCCCAUCAGCACAGUUCGUGAGGUGGCCUUACUGAGGAGGUUGGAGGCCUUUGAACAUCCCAAUGUUGUAAGGCUAAUGGAUGUCUGUGCUACUUCCCGAACUGAUCGAGACAUCAAAGUUACCCUAGUGUUUGAGCACAUAGACCAGGACCUAAGGACAUACCUGGACAAAGCCCCACCACCAGGCUUGCCAGUUGAGACCAUCAAGGAUCUGAUGCGGCAGUUUCUAAGCGGCCUAGAUUUUCUGCAUGCAAAUUGCAUUGUUCAUCGAGACCUGAAACCGGAGAACAUCCUGGUGACAAGCAAUGGGACCGUCAAGCUGGCUGACUUUGGCUUAGCCCGCAUCUACAGCUACCAGAUGGCCCUCACCCCUGUGGUUGUCACGCUCUGGUACCGCGCCCCUGAAGUCCUCCUGCAGUCCACCUACGCCACACCUGUGGACAUGUGGAGUGUUGGCUGUAUCUUCGCAGAGAUGUUCCGUCGAAAGCCUCUCUUCUGUGGAAACUCGGAAGCCGACCAGUUGGGCAAAAUUUUUGAUCUCAUUGGAUUGCCUCCAGAAGACGACUGGCCUCGAGAGGUCUCUCUGCCCCGAGGAGCCUUUUCCCCGAGAGGGCCUCGGCCAGUGCAGUCUGUGGUGCCGGAGAUGGAGGAAUCCGGAGCACAGCUACUGCUGGAGAUGCUGACUUUUAACCCACAUAAGCGGAUCUCUGCCUUCCGCGCCCUGCAGCACUCUUACCUACACAAGGAAGAGAGUGACCCAGAGUGAGAAGAGCGGCUGGCUGCCUUUCGUCUCUGGACACCGAGCACAAGACUCUCAACCUCUCCUUCCUCUAGGGCUGUGGAGACUCCUCCAGUUUUUUACAGAGAAUAUUUUAAGCCUUAAAUGACAUUCCCUCCCCCACUUCUCCUUAGGAGGCUUACCCUCUUGCGCCCCCAUUCUCUACACUAAGGGGUGGGUGUAUCUGUCUUCUCCCCUCCCUGAUUUAUAUUGGGAUCUUUUUUAUACAGCAAAACGAGACAAAGAAAUAUGGUCUUUUUUUUUCUUUAA
This is a messenger RNA of Alexandromys fortis (reed vole), 1457 nucleotides long. It is a transcript of the gene Cdk4, whose product is annotated as cyclin dependent kinase 4. The coding region runs from base 264 to 1175 and encodes 303 amino acids. Lineage: Eukaryota; Metazoa; Chordata; Mammalia; Rodentia; Cricetidae. The transcript is spliced from 8 exons. Gene Ontology annotation, biological process: G1/S transition of mitotic cell cycle; regulation of gene expression; signal transduction. Gene Ontology annotation, molecular function: cyclin-dependent protein serine/threonine kinase activity; ATP binding; cyclin binding. Gene Ontology annotation, cellular component: nucleus; cyclin-dependent protein kinase holoenzyme complex; cytoplasm. The record is from RefSeq and is a predicted model, not a curated record.